AUGGCGGCAGUACAUCUCUACCCCGAGAUCAAUCCAUACAACAUUGGUCGUUUAAAGGUUGACCAUGUCCAUGAACUCUACUAUGAGCAAAGUGGAAAACAAAACGGUAAACCAGUUUUAUUUUUACAUGGUGGACCAGGCAGUGGUGUUAACCAACAUGAUAGGCGAUUUUUUGAUCCAAAUAUUUAUCGCAUUGUUAUGUUUGACCAGCGUGGAGCUGGUAAAUCAACACCAGCUGCAGAAUUGAAGGACAACACAACAUGGCAUCUGGUGGCUGACAUUGAAAAGAUUCGUAAACAUUUAGAUAUUGGUAAAUGGGUUGUAUUCGGUGGUAGCUGGGGAUCCACUCUAGCUUUGGCAUAUGCUCAAACUCAUCCAGAUAAUGUUAAGGCACUGAUUCUCAGGGGAAUAUUCACACUUAGAAGAAAAGAAGUUUUAUGGUUUUAUCAAGAUGGUGCUAGUCAUUUAUUUCCAGAUUAUUGGGAAGUAUUUAUUAACCAAAUACCAGAGGCAGAAAGACAUGAUUUGUUAAGCGCUUAUUAUAAAAGGCUGACUGGGGAUGAUGAGAAAGUGAAACAAAUUUGUGCUAAGUCAUGGAGUGCAUGGGAGUGUGCCACGUCUAAACUUGUUGUGGAUCAGGAAAACAUAGCAAGAGCAGCUGUGUGUUCAUGGGCAUUGCAGUUUGCUAGAAUUGAGUGUCACUAUUUUAUUCAUGGUGGAUGGUUUAAAUAUGAUGACCAACUGAUCAAAGAAGUCGAGAAAAUACGGCAUAUACCAGCAACCAUUGUACAAGGCCGAUAUGAUGUUGUAUGCCCUGCUAGGACUGCAUGGCAGUUACAUAAGAAUUGGCCUGAAGCUGAGUUUCAUAUAGUACCUAAUGCUGGCCAUGCUUCAAGAGAAAUAGACACAGCAAAAUUGCUAGUAGAAGCCGCUGAUAAAUACAAGAGUUUGUGAUCAUAUCCCCCUGGAUGAUGUUAACCACUAACACAUCCAUGUGUAAGUCCCUUAUGUUUGCAUCCUGGCAGCAUUUCUUUUUAAUAAUAAUUUAAGAAAAUGCUUUUCCCAGAUUAAAUUGUAGUAAAGUGUAGUUUAUGGCAUCACACCAAUUACCACCACUGUUUGUUUAUAAGAGAAGACCAGGC
Messenger RNA from Saccoglossus kowalevskii, 1142 nucleotides. RefSeq lists its product as uncharacterized. NCBI's taxonomy places the organism in Eukaryota, Metazoa, Hemichordata, Enteropneusta, Harrimaniidae. Gene Ontology annotation, cellular component: cytoplasm. The record is from RefSeq and is a predicted model, not a curated record. Gene Ontology annotation, biological process: proteolysis. Gene Ontology annotation, molecular function: aminopeptidase activity.